Messenger RNA from Elaeis guineensis (African oil palm), 2190 nucleotides. Its product is annotated as cyclin-A2-1. The record is from RefSeq and is a predicted model, not a curated record. Lineage: Eukaryota; Viridiplantae; Streptophyta; Magnoliopsida; Arecales; Arecaceae. Gene Ontology annotation, biological process: mitotic cell cycle phase transition. Gene Ontology annotation, molecular function: cyclin-dependent protein serine/threonine kinase regulator activity.
AAACCAGGGGACGAAGAGGAGAGCCUCACUCCGCCCUCCUACUCGCAGAGGCGGAAAAAAAAAGGGAAAAAAAUUGAAGCGCUUCUCCUCUCUCUUUCUCUCGGUCUUUAAAUAAACAUAAAGGCCGAAGAAAGAGGGUGAGGAUUUCGAACUCCGAAGGCGUCUCCUUGCUCGCCAGCUUUCUCUCGUCUCUGUCCUCUCUCGCCCUCUAUGUCUUCCGCUGGAAGAGAAGGAGAGACCGGUAGAGUUUAACUGGAUCGAGGUUCCGUGAACAGUUGCAUUUGAGAGUGGUGCAUCUUAUUCUUUAAGUCCUAGUUAGCCAAGAUGAAGGAAAAUUCCAUAACUGCUGGUUAUGGAGUGCCUAAUGUUCGAAUCACACGUUCUCGAGCCGUUGCAAUCCGUGAAAAUGGGGGCGUGCUCCCAUUGAUACCAUCACUUGCAAAGCGAGAGGAGAUGCAAACACAAGGAAAAUACAAGAGGGCAGCUACAGAUGAGAACAGUCAAACUGCUUCUCUUACUGCAGGUUUUCAGCACAAAAAGAGAGCAGUACUUAAGGAUGUCAGCAAUAUAUGUACUGAUAAUUCAUCUAGGCACUGCAUUCCUGGAGCAAACGUGCAGUGUAAGACCUCCCAGCAGGUUAAAGUGGGCUGUUCUAAAGCCAAGCGAUGGUCUGACCAGAAGAAUUAUAAGUUAGCCCCAGCCAUUUCUGUUGAAACUGCGGUACUUCAUGAUAUCACGAAAAAUAAAGUGGCUGAAGAAAUUCCAGAGGUAGGAAUAUUGGAAUCAAAAAAAGCAACUGUUCCAGCAAAAGUGGAUGAACACCAUUUAGCCCUACAAAAUAGGGAGAGUGUCAGGGAUGGGGAGAGCACCUGUGAUACAACUUUCUUGGAGGAACAUAACUUCAGAGAAGGAACUGAAAUCAUCAAUCAUUCAAAUACUGGAGGCUUCACUGGGAAAGGUAUUGUAGAUAUUGAUGCUGACCAUGGAAUUCCUCAGAUGUGUAGCAUUUAUGCUGAGGACAUAUAUACGAAUUUACGUUCUGCAGAGCUUAUUCGAAGACCUUGCUUCAAUUUCAUGGAAACAAUGCAGCGAGAUACCACACAAAGCAUGCGGGGCAUUCUAAUUGAUUGGCUUGUGGAGGUUUCUGAGGAAUAUAGACUUGUUCCAGAUACACUUUACCUUACAGUUUAUAUUAUUGACUAUUUUCUUUCUCACAACUAUAUUGAACGACAAAGGCUGCAACUACUUGGCAUUACAUGCAUGCUGAUUGCUUCGAAAUAUGAAGAGAUUUGUGCUCCUCGUGUUGAAGAACUCUGUUUUAUUACAGACAACACGUACACUAAGGCAGAGGUGCUCAAAAUGGAGAGUCAAGUAUUGAACUAUUUAGGCUUUCAACUAUCUGUGCCCACCAUAAAAACAUUUCUCAGGAGAUUCCUUCGAGCAGCACAAGCAACAUAUAAGGUUCCAAGUCUGGCAUUGGGAUACUUGGCUAAUUAUCUGGCAGAGCUGACACUGAUUGAAUAUAGCUUCCUGAAAUAUUUUCCUUCAGCCAUAGCUGCAUCUGCAGUGUUUCUUGCUAGAUGGACGCUGGAUCAGUCUGACCAUCCAUGGAAUCCUACUCUGGAACAUUACACCUUGUAUAAGGCUUCAGAUCUUAAAGCAACAGUUCUUGCAUUGCAAAAGUUACAGAUGAACUCCAAAAACUGCCCCCUGAAUGCUAUUCAUGAGAAGUAUAGUCUGCAGAAGUUCGAAGGUGUAGCUGCUCUGAUGUCCCCAACACUGCAGCAAUCAAUCUUUUGUUGAUAAUUUGUGAUCUAUGCCUCGAUCUUCAGUGGGCUGCCAUUGGAGAGUGAUCGCACUGAAGUUUCAUUCCUCUGUUUUCUGAUUCUUAGCAAAGACUGUGGAUCUGCUUGUUAUCUAUUUGUCUCUCUUUUCAUCUUUGUUUAUGGUGGUGGGUGGUGCCUACUUUUUCAUUUUAAAUAUCCCGGCUCUGGUAUUUCCAAGCCAGCCCGUGUAACGUAAAGUUUAUAAGAGGGAUGGGAGUGGCUGAAAUAUGCCAAAAAAAAUGUUUACUUCAUUUCAUGAUUUUAUUUUCUCAUGUAAAAAAAACAGCUUGUGCAUGGAUUCAUGCUUGUUUGUCUGUCUGUAAGAGGAAAUUGUAACUUUCUGAAAGAUGAAUUUAAACAGUUU